AUGCAUGACGACCCUUCUUCGACAACUCAACUCCAAGAUGUUCGUUGCAGAGAAAAGUUGACUGAGACUCCGGCUACGAUCUCGGCUCCCUCCACGUUUGGUCCCGAGCCUCAUUCAGAAGAGGAUAGCCUAUCCACCCAGCAAUGCACCGAAAGCAACCACGAGCCCAAACCGCCGAAACCAUCGGUGCCCCUACGACGAACUGUAUAUCCUGUGUUCCUUGUUCUACUGUACAGCGGGGCAGCACUUUACGCUUGGGUUAUCAUCUGCAUCCUCACUCAUCGCCCCAUUGGUGGAAUAGGCUACGGACUGGACCAACUCAACAGCACUCUCGCACACCCACAUUUAGGAAUCAGUGUACCAAAAUACCUCAACGACUUCUUCGACAAGAGCGAGAGGUAUCUUAGGGCUGCGAGAGUGGUACAGUCUCUGGUAUCCGUGGUGACUAUCCCUUUAACCUCGGCCGUGUGCUCGCAGGCAGCGGUAGUUUAUACCCAGCGGAAGCGAUGGAGAAAUGGCCCGACCCUCCGGCAAAGCAUGGCCCUGGCAGACAAAGGAUGGACCGACAUUGACCUCAUCAGAAGACUCAUUCUCGGGGGUUGGAAGAAGUACAGCUCCACGCUACUACUUUUGGGCUUGUUCUUACAUCUUCUAGGCUUUGCUAUAUCUCCAGUGCAACAGCUCUUUCUCUCAUAUAAGACAAUCAAGCGUGUCCAGUCAAUCUCCACUGAACUCGGCAUAAUCAACGACAUCUCUGAUCUUUUCCCCUCCGGUGGCGAUAGUGACGGCGAUUAUGGAUUGAGUACAGUGAAGCUGAGGUCCAAUUUGGCAUCGGCCGUCAAUGAUCAGGUUCAGACGAGACUCUGGUCGCGAAAUAAUGACACCAUUUCAUUAGAAGAUCGUGUCGAGAAUACCGAGGCUUAUUCGCAUACGACGACUGGCUUGCUGCAACAGUUCGCUCCUCGGAUCAAUUCGACAGCCAAAUGGGAGAACAACUCAGAUGCCAUGCUUCCCGCGGACUGCCACCCAUCGUCUGAUGCCCUCUACCUCCACUAUAUGUACCAACAUGACGAUGGACUUGGAUAUGACAUUCAAAUCUGUAUGCCCGGAAACGUAUCGAAGUCGCCGUGGAAGAACCAGAAAAAUCGACAAAACAUUAGCGAAGAGUUGUACCUCAGGAUGAACUUUUCAAACAGCGAAUCUUCUUGGUUCUCUCCAUUAGGGGUCAAAUCCGGAUUAUAUUCAAGAAAGCUGACACUUCAAACCACGAUGGGCUACUUUGAGCUUCCUAACUACGCGAAUGACGGAUUCCCCGGGCCAUUGAUCGAAGGAGACCCGUUCGCCAAUGCGACGCCAAAUUUGUAUAAGAGAAAUCUGGACAACGAAACGGCAUGGAAUAUACUCAACGCUACCGAAAAGGUCAGCAAUUAUAGCACCAAAGGCCCGCUACUUCGCAUUGCCUUGGCUUUGUUUGGAGAAGGCUCAUUUGUCGAUGUACAACAUACAACCUUGGCAGCAUACGCCCGCUCCGACGUCCCUUAUUCUGGUUGCAUUGGGUUAAUCCCCUUCAUUUCACUCCUUCACUCGUCCGACGUUGUCAAAGCUCCGGCCCUGUUUGACCCCUGUUUAGAAGGAGGGGCCGUCAAAGGGGGUACUGAUGCAUAUGAUCUCGAAACAAAAAACAUCUCGAUGCACUCAAUAGUUGCAACAUACUUCUUCCUUUUCUCUGGGGACUCUUGGGCGCCACCAGCGAACGUGGUGGAGAAUGCAUUUGCGGCAUCAGCAUUUCUGGCCAACGAUGCAAUGAUGGCGGAUGCUUAUCGCUUUCCGAGUCUCUCAGUAUCAUACUCUUUGGGUGUCGAUAUGCAAAUCCCGGCAAUUUCCCGGGAAGGGAUCAUUCUCGUCUCGGUAUUACUAGGUCUCGACUUGUUAUGUCUCCUGGCGAUGGCGAUCUACAGUGCAUGGAUUCCUCGCUGGACCAUGGCUCUUGACUCCUUUGCGAUGCUGCGAAUAGGGGCUUCUAUAUCAGAAAAGGUCCCUUUGCUCGCCACAAAUCAUGCUGAGCGCAUCAAGACCCUUGACGAAACUCCCGGUUGGAUAGGGAACGAAGCCGAAGGCAAGAUAGGCCAACUAUGCUUAGGAGGGCGGCGGCCACUCAAGAAGACGCAGUGUUAUGCCAGCUAUGACACGGACCAGAUGGCUCAAUCAUCGGCGACCAGGGAGUCUUCGAGAGCUAUCAGGCGAGAGGGCUACUCUUUAGCUGCGGGGGAAAAUUCAUAG
Penicillium canariense is the source of this 2280-nucleotide messenger RNA. RefSeq lists its product as uncharacterized. The record is from RefSeq and is a predicted model, not a curated record. The transcript is spliced from 3 exons. NCBI's taxonomy places the organism in Eukaryota, Fungi, Ascomycota, Eurotiomycetes, Eurotiales, Aspergillaceae. The coding region runs from base 1 to 2280 and encodes 759 amino acids.